Cynara cardunculus var. scolymus (artichoke) is the source of this 914-nucleotide messenger RNA. Its product is annotated as homeobox-leucine zipper protein ATHB-40. The transcript has 3 exons. Gene Ontology annotation, cellular component: nucleus. The record is from RefSeq and is a predicted model, not a curated record. Gene Ontology annotation, molecular function: DNA-binding transcription factor activity, RNA polymerase II-specific; sequence-specific DNA binding. Bases 118 to 741 code for a protein of 207 amino acids. NCBI's taxonomy places the organism in Eukaryota, Viridiplantae, Streptophyta, Magnoliopsida, Asterales, Asteraceae. Gene Ontology annotation, biological process: positive regulation of DNA-templated transcription.
ACUCCACCUUUAUAAAUAAAGUCUCCCUUGAUGUAUCCACCCUAAGACAUCCACUUGUUUCACCAAAGAAGACCACCUCUGCCAAGUGUUGAGAGACACGCAGAUAGAGAGAGAGAGAUGACAACCAAUAUGAAAACUCAGGCUGAUGAUCAAAUGGUUCUCCUCUCCCAGUAUUAUCCUGGGAUAUAUGACCAACUGAUGCCAGAACAAGGAGAAGUUGUGAAACCACGAAGAAGACGGAAGAAGAGCAAAACAGACGGUGGCAGUAGCGGGAUGAAAAAAAGGAAGCUCAGUGAUGAGCAAGUGAACCUCCUUGAGCAAAACUUUGGAAAUGAACAUAAACUGGAAUCAGAAAGAAAGGAUCGGCUUGCCUCCGAGCUCGGGCUUGACCCGCGCCAAGUUGCUGUUUGGUUUCAGAACAGGCGGGCUCGCUGGAAGAGUAAGAAGCUGGAAGAGGAAUACUCCAAGCUCAAGAGUGAACAUGACUCCACUGUUCUUGAAAAAUGCCGCCUCGAAACUGAGGUUCUAAAGCUGAAGGAACAACUCUCAGAAGCUGAAAAGGAGAUAAACAGGCUAGUGGAGCGGUCGGAUGGAAUAUCGAGCACAAGCCCGAGUUCAUCCUUCUCUAUGGAGGCUAUGGAGCCACCUUUUCUUGGGGGGUUUGGGAUGGAAGGAUUGGAGAAUGUAUUUUGCUUGCCAGAAAACAACUAUAUACAUGGAUUGGAUUGGCUGAACAUCUAAUUAGGGAAAAAUGUAAUUAAAUAAUUUUAGUAUUGUAGUCUUGUAGAUAGCGACAUCUAAUGUACAUCUUUUCUCCUUGCUUUCUGGUUAAUGUUCUUGGUGUUUUCUGGACUAGCAAUUGUUGUAUCAUUACUCGAGUCCUUGACUAAAUAGAAAACGCUAGUAGGUAGUCA